This is a messenger RNA of Cadophora gregata, 1788 nucleotides long. RefSeq lists its product as uncharacterized. The transcript has a single exon. Gene Ontology annotation, molecular function: zinc ion binding; DNA-binding transcription factor activity, RNA polymerase II-specific; DNA binding. The coding region runs from base 1 to 1788 and encodes 595 amino acids. Gene Ontology annotation, biological process: DNA-templated transcription; regulation of DNA-templated transcription; response to xenobiotic stimulus. The record is from RefSeq and is a predicted model, not a curated record. Lineage: Eukaryota; Fungi; Ascomycota; Leotiomycetes; Helotiales; Ploettnerulaceae.
AUGUCGUUGUCAAACCCAGCAUCCACAUCCGACCCGCAGGAACCACCACGCAAGCGUCAGCGAGCACGGAAAGCCUGCUUACCCUGCCGCCAACGCAAGCGGAAAUGCGAUACUGAGUUUCCAUGCUCUAUGUGCACCACGUAUGGGUACCAAUGCCAGUUCUCGCAGGAUGACAGCCCAACAGCUGCGUUUGUUGAAAAAGUGGGACCAUUCCAUGCUCAGUCUGGUCCAAGACAUAGUCCCGUGAUCGAGAAUCGGAAUCAUACACAGCCCUAUAGCCCCGGAGUCGGACCCUCAUUACCUCCAAGGGAAACUGAAGCUGGCACUCCUAGUUCAGCAAGAUCUUCUGUGGCUGCCCCAGCUGUACUCGUUUUGCUGGAUCCCAUGAGGAGGCGAUUCAUGGGUCUCCAUUCCGUGACUGCUUUUCCACGAAGUCUCGGCCUAGAUUUCCAGUCUGCAAAUCCACCACGCGUACACUCCUUCGCAUACAACUGCGGUAUUCGUUCCGAAGAAGAAGGUAGUGCACAUGCAGAUCUACGAGAUCUAAUCUCACGAGAAGAUUUCAAAAGAUAUGCGGAUAUGUAUUUCGAUACUGCGCAUGACCUCUUCGUUGCCUUUGAUCAGCAACUUUUCUUACAAAAUGUGGAGCAAUUUUGGAACCAAACGGGUCCGGCGUCGAUUUUUGAGGCCAUCAUGGCGGGUGUUGCUGCUCUUGGGUCGUUCUUCUCCGCGAGGCUUGGAUGUCCCAGGGAGGCGGAGUUGGUACUCCAUGCGAAGGGCAUCCUAGAGGAUCCAACUUUCCAACCUACCAUCGAUCAUGUAUCCGCGUGGAUUCUAAGAACUCUUUACUUGAGGGCAACGACUCGGCCUCAUCUCGCAUGGCUUGCGAGCUGUACGACCAUCCAUCUAGCAGAAGCAACAGGACUGCACAUGGAAAUCGAUCAGAUAGCUCUGACGGAACCGGAGACUGCACAGAGCACUUUGAAAAGCCAAGGACUCUGCGAAUUAGUCCGGAGGAUAUUCUGGACUGCUUGGCGGAACAACAUGAUGGUAUCCUACGAGUACGGACGAUCUGGUAUUUCGCUCUCAAACAUCACUUGUAAAGUCCCGCGGUAUCCCCCAGAUGAUCCGGGCCUGCAGCUGCAUACUAUUGUCGAGCUUGUACCAAAGGAUACUACAGAUGGCCAGGAUCUCAACUUACACGGCACGUUAGAGAAAGCCAAAUUGAUACAGGACACGCACCCAUUCGUAUCAAUGUCUAAAGCUGAUCUAUGUAUGUCGUUAUAUCGGCAUCAUCGAUUAUUGAAGCUCAGUAUCGACAAAUCGGAUGUAUUGAAAUUGAUUGACAUCGGAAAUGUUGCUAUAAACGCAGCUUUGAAGCUCGCCGAAGAGAAUAAAUUCUGGUGGAAUGUCCUGUGCACUGUCUUUCAAUACGUCUGCGUCCUUCUCGCUCUCGAUACAGCAGACAGCCUUUCCAACGUUGCGAAUGCAAUGAGUGUCUUAGAGAAGAUAUCUAGAUUGCUAGGUACGCAUAUGGCUCAGGAAGCUGUCAAUACGGCGAAGAUUCUGCUGAGGGACUCGAUGAGGAAAAAGAGGCUUGAACUGGGCAUGCUGGAAGUUGCUGAUGUGGGAGAGGGCCAGGGAGAUGCGCCGGCGGAUUUGAAUGGCAUGGAUAUCAACUGGGAUAUGUUGCUGGAUCCAUGGUAUAUGUCGAAUUUUCAGGGCAUGGCCGGGAUGGGAGAGGUGUAUCCGAUGGCGGAUUUUGGUGGUGGAGGGACAACGGGCUGA